CCAGACAAGAACCCCGUGGGGCGUUUGGCUCUCUCCUCCUCCUGUUGGCCCCUGUCCCUCAUCCCUUCUGAGUCCGAGUCAAAUGCCGGGGCCAGGAGUCUAGGAAAGCCGUAAGUCUGGCUGCCUACUUAAAGUCUAGUAUUGAGUUCUAGGUUUCCGGAGGUAUUUAAGCAAAAACUGGAAUUUAGCCGGGGUGGAGUAUAAGCGAUUCCUAAACUGGACUGUGUAACAGAUAACUCCUUUUAAAAAACCUCUUCUGGCCCUUAAGUCUGUGAUGUAGAUGUUGGCCGGCGCACAUCAACUUAGAGCGGCCACCCGGCCGGCACUUCCUACUCACAACUAAAACCGGGAGAGAGUGGGUCAGUUUUCAGUAUCUGUGGCGUGACCGUCACUGAGAAAGAUCUGCAGAAGCUUCGCCCAAGUCACGCAGACCGUCUUGUUAUUUCUUGGUUCUCAGUCUCAGGGUUUUCAUUCUCUGGGUCUGAGUACACGCCCCCUCUGUUGCAGAAACCUUUUCGGUUCCUAAUGAAGGUAGUUCCUGACCAGCCACUCAAAACCAAGAAAACUUUGCCCCCAAAAAACUAGUAGAAAGACUAGUUUGGGCGUGGGAAUCCCAGGAGCAGGUGUCAAUUUGUCACUCCUUGAGAACCUGGAGCCCCAGAAACUUGACGGUGGUAAAGCGCUGGUGGUUAUUUAGAGAGACAAUCUGAGACCGCCUGGGGCCUUUGCCUGAGAGCUGGGAGCCUGGUGAAGUGACUGGGAAGCCAUGGAAGCAGCUGGGAAAGAGGAAAUCAGUGUUGAAGAUGAAGCUGUGGAUAAAAACAUUUUCAAAGACUGCAGCAAGAUUGCUUUCUACAGACGUCAGAAACAGCAGCUCUCCAAGAAGUCUACCUAUCGGGCAUUACUAGACUCAGUCACGACAGGCAAAGAUAGCACCAGGUUCCAAAUCAUCAAUGAAGUAGCUAAGGUUCCUCUACUGGCUGAAGUUUAUGGUAUAGAGGGAAAUAUUUUCAGGCUUAAAAUCAAUGAGGAAACACCCCUGAAACCCAGGUAUGAAGUUCCUGAUGUCCUCACAAGCAAACCAAGCACUGUAAGGCUGAUUUCAUGCUCAGGAGAUACAGGAAGUCUGGUAUUGGCAGAUGGCAAAGGAGAUCUGAAGUGUCAUAUCACAGCAAACCCUUUCAAGGUAGACUUGGUAUCUGAAGAAGAAGUUGUUAUGAGCAUAAACUCCCUGGGCCAACUGUACUUUGAGCACCUGCAGAUUCCUCCCAAACAAAGAGCUACCAAGGAAAAUGAGGAGGAUGCAUCAGUUGACACCACUCAGGAGAAUCCAGAGGAACUAGGCCUGUGGGAGGAGAAAUUUGGAAAUUUUGUGGAUGUCAAAGUUAAUGGUCCUACGUCCAUUGGUUUGGAUUUCUCCUUGCAUGGAUUUGAACAUCUCUAUGGGAUCCCGCAGCAUGCAGAAUCACACCAACUUAAAAAUACCAGAGAUGGAGAGGCUUACCGUCUUUAUAAUCUAGAUGUAUAUGGAUAUAAAAUACAUGACAAACUGGGCAUUUAUGGGUCAGUGCCUUAUCUCCUUGCUCACAAAGUGGGCAGGACUCUAGGCAUUUUUUGGCUAAAUGCCUCUGAAACGCUAGUGGAGAUCAAUACAGAACCUGCUAUAAAGUAUACACUGACCCAGAUGGGUCCAGUUGCUGCUAAACAAAAGGUCGAAUCUCGAACUGAUGUGCACUGGAUGUCGGAGAGUGGAAUCAUUGAUGUUUUUCUGCUGACAGGUCCUACACCUUCUGACAUCUUUAAGCAGUACUCAUACCUUACAGGCACACAAGCCAUGCCCCCUCUCUUCUCCUUGGGGUACCAUCAGUGCCGUUGGAACUAUGAAGAUGAGCAGGAUGUAAAAGCGGUGGAUGCAGGAUUUGAUGAACAUGACAUUCCUUAUGAUGUCAUGUGGCUGGACAUAGAGCACACCGAGGGCAAGAGGUACUUUACCUGGGACAAGAAAAGAUUCCCAAACCCCAAAAGGAUGCAAGAGCUGCUCAGGAGCAAAAAACGUAAGCUUGUGGUCAUCAGUGACCCCCACAUCAAGAUUGACCCCGACUACUCAGUGUAUGCUAAGGCCAAAGAACAGGGCUUCUUUGUGAAGAACCAUGAGGGGGGUGACUUUGAAGGUGUAUGCUGGCCUGGUCUCUCCUCUUACCUGGAUUUCACCAACCCCAAGGUCAGAGAAUGGUACUCCAGUCUUUUUGCUUUCCCUGUUUAUCAGGGAUCUACAGAUAUCCUCUACAUAUGGAAUGACAUGAAUGAGCCGUCUGUCUUUAGAGGGCCAGAGCUAACCAUGCAGAAGAACGCCAUUCACCACGGCAACUGGGAGCACCGGGAACUUCACAACCUCUAUGGCUUUUAUCAGCAAAUGGCCACUGCAGAAGGACUGAUCCAACGAGCUAAAGGGAAGGAGAGACCCUUUGUUCUGACACGUUCUUUCUUUGCUGGAUCACAGAAGUAUGGUGCUGUGUGGACAGGAGACAACACAGCAGAAUGGAGCUACCUUAAAAUUUCUAUCCCUAUGUUACUCACCCUCAGCAUUACUGGGAUCUCUUUUUGUGGAGCGGAUGUAGGCGGCUUCAUUGGGAAUCCAGAAGCAGAACUGCUAGUGCGGUGGUACCAGGCUGGAGCCUAUCAACCCUUUUUCCGUGGCCAUGCCACCAUGAACACCAAGCGACGGGAGCCCUGGCUCUUCGGAGAGGAGUACACCCGGCCCAUCCGAGAAGCCAUCAGAGAGCGUUAUGCCCUCCUGCCCUACUGGUAUUCUCUGUUCUACUCUGCACACGUGGCUUCCCAGCCCAUCAUGAGGCCUCUGUGGAUAGAGUUCCCUGACGAAUUGGAGACUUUCGGUGUAGAAGAUGAAUACAUGCUGGGAAGUGCUUUAUUGGUUCAUCCAGUCACAGAACCAAAAGCUACUGUGGUUGAUGUAUUUCUGCCAGGAUCAAAUGAGGUCUGGUAUGACUCCAAGACAUUUGCUCAUUGGGGAGGAGCAUGUACUGUAAAGAUCCCAGUAGCCUUGGACACUAUACCAGUGUUUCAACGAGGUGGAAGUGUGGUACCAAUAAAGACAACUAUAGGAAAAUCUACGGGCUGCAUGACUGAUUCCCCAUAUGGACUCCACGUGGCCCUAAGCACUAAGGGUUCUGCCAUGGGUGAAUUCUAUCUCGAUGAUGGCCAUUCCUUCCAGUACCUCCAUCAGAAGCAGUUCUUGCACAGGAAGUUUUCGUUCUCCUCAGGUGUUUUGAUCAACAGUUGUGCCGACGAGCGGGGUCAUUAUUCCAGCAAGUGUGUGGUGGAGCAGGUCUUUGUCCUGGGCCUCAGGAAGCGGCCCUCUUCUGUGACUGCGCGCUCCUCUGAUGGUAAAGCUCAGCCUGUGGCUUUUUCAUAUUGUGCCAGAACGUCCACUCUGAACCUGGAGAAGCUCUCACUCAACAUUGGCACUGACUGGAAGGUCCACAUCCAGUGACCAAGCAGGGCACCUGGUGACAAGUGCUGGGAGCACCUUCCCGGAGCCUUGCGUUGUGAUUUGUGCUGCACGCUAACUUGUCUAGUCCGAGGUCAUCUUUCAGUACUUACCAGUUUACUAAUGAACAAUAGGUUUCAGAUUUUUCGGAUGUCAUGUUUUUAGACGUGCUAGGAAUACUCUUUGUGUCACACACCACCUCUUCUCCUACAUGCAAGUGGCCCAGAGACAUUCGCAUAGUUCAUGCAUCUUCCACACCCCUGGAUUCAUGAUCUGUGGCAGGCACUGUGGCCCAUGCGUGGCUUCUCUCUGAGCACAGCUGGGUAUUGGGCGUGCUUUAUGUGAGAGGCGGGCCAAGCCCACACUGUGGCCCACUUUCGGUAGAGCCACUCGUGCUGUAGCAGCUGAGAUCAAUCUCCGAGCGGACAGCAGCCCCUGGUGUCCCACCAUUAUCUUUUAGCACAUAGACGUGAGCAAAACAACCCUUUUCUUUUUUUUCUUUUCUUUUUUUUU
Molecule: messenger RNA, 4021 nt
Organism: Phacochoerus africanus (Common warthog)
Lineage: Eukaryota; Metazoa; Chordata; Mammalia; Artiodactyla; Suidae
Gene: GANC
Product: glucosidase alpha, neutral C
Exons: 24
Coding region: 767-3511 (914 amino acids)
Biological process (GO): N-glycan processing; carbohydrate metabolic process
Molecular function (GO): carbohydrate binding; alpha-1,4-glucosidase activity
Source: RefSeq, a predicted model, not a curated record